Trypanosoma rangeli is the source of this 801-nucleotide messenger RNA. RefSeq names its product SH3 domain protein. The record is from RefSeq and is a predicted model, not a curated record. Gene Ontology annotation, molecular function: protein binding. The coding region runs from base 1 to 801 and encodes 266 amino acids. Lineage: Eukaryota; Euglenozoa; Kinetoplastea; Trypanosomatida; Trypanosomatidae. The transcript has a single exon.
AUGCGUCACUUUAGAGUGUUGCACAACUUUGAUGCGCAGGAUGCAGUGGAGCUCACCGUGAAGAAGGGUGAAAUUGUUCUCGCGGUGGAUGGUGAAGUGCAGGAGGGGUGGAUCAAGGUUGAGGUGCCUGGUGACUUGAGACGGCGCGGAUUCGUACCAUUUAAUCAUCUACGCGAGACCAGGCAGUCGGUGGCGAGGAAGCAGGAAGAAGAGGGCAGAAACAUCGGAAAAGAAGGAAGUGACAUGACAGCAGCCCCCACAUCACAUCAGCUCCCUACGAUUCCAAAGGAGACAACACCGACGUUCACUUCUGCUGCGUUUGAUUACGGUGACAGGCUGCAGAACAUGUACGGUGGUGGCGCCUCGGAUCCAUGCCCGAUGCGUCAACAAAGCGGUUCCGUAGAAACGGCCCCAAGGCGCGGCAAUGAACCCGCAGUGACAACAGCGGUAGUGACAGGGCCUGUGGCACCAUGCCCACAGGCGCAGCCCUUGACGUCCUCUGCUGUGGUUCCAGUGCCUGAGCCAUCACUACUUAGCAAUCCCAAUGCGAUAAUUGAGGCUUUCAUGAAAAAUGAACUUCAUUUCAAGCAACUUGUUCGGCAGCGUCAAGAUGCUUUGGCUCAGAUGCGAACGACAGUCGAGGAAGCAGUCGCCGAAUUGGAGGCAUGUAGAGAGAAGAAUGCCACACUGGCACGCAAACUUCGUGACUUGGAUCAAUCUGUAGAGAAGGAGCGAGGACGUUGGAAGGAGAGAAUCAUGGAAGAAAAAGCGUACAUUAAUCGAUCCUUGUCUUCCGACUAG